GGGGGCGUCACCCCGCCCCGCGCUUCAGGUAGCGACAGCCGCAGCAGCGGAGGGUGGCAGGCAGCGCUCUCCGCGGGCCGGGGCCGCUGAGGGCGGAAGGGGGCGUUCCCACGGCCCCCGCCCCGCGGCCCGCGCCCGUGAUGUCACAAUCGCGGCCGGCCCCGGCGUCCCCGGGUCGGCUUGGGGCGGUGGGCUGCGACGCUGCGAGCGAGGCGGACUGGGGCUCCCGAGUCAUGGCCUGCCCCCGGCCCCUCCCCCACUACGCCGCCCCCCGCGCCGGGCCCCCCCGCCGGGGCUAACGUGCGCGCGGCGGCUCCGAGGGGGCGGCCGCUGGGAAUGGCUGCACCCCCUUCGGCUCCCGUGCCGCGCUCGACCUUUUACCUGAGGAGGCCGACGCCCGGCCCGCAGUGCUCAUGGGGCAUGGAGGAGAGGGCGGCAGCCGGCGCCGGCUGCCGGGAGCCGCCGGGCCCCCUGCGGGUCGCCCCCGUCCCGUGCUUCGGCAUCUCUCUGCACCAGGACGACAUCCUGCCCGGUGCCUUGCGCCUCAUCCAGGAGCUGCGGCCGCAUUGGAAGCCCGAGCAAGUUCAGACCAAGCGCUUCACUGACGGUAUCACCAACAAGCUGGUGGCCUGCUACGUGGAGGAAGACAUGCGUGACUGUGUGCUGGUUCGGGUGUACGGGGAGCGGACGGAGCUACUGGUGGACCGGGAGAACGAGGUCAGGAACUUCCAGCUGCUGCGAGCACACGGCUGCGCCCCCAAACUCUACUGCACCUUCCAGAAUGGGCUUUGCUAUGAGUACAUGCAGGGCAUGGCCCUGGGGCCUGAGCACAUCCGUGAGCCCCGGCUCUUCAGGCUAAUCGCCUUAGAAAUGGCAAAGAUUCACACCAUCCACGCGAACGGCAGCCUGCCCAAGCCUACUCUCUGGCACAAGAUGCACAGUUAUUUCACCCUUGUGAAGAACGAAAUCAACCCCAGCCUCUCUGCAGAUGUCCCUGAGAUAGAGGUGUUGGAACGGGAGCUGGCCUGGCUGAAGGAGCAUCUGUCCCAGCUGGACUCCCCUGUGGUGUUUUGUCACAAUGACCUGCUCUGCAAGAAUAUCAUCUAUGACAGCACCAAAGGUCAUGUACGGUUCAUUGACUAUGAAUAUGCCGGCUACAACUACCAAGCUUUUGACAUUGGCAACCACUUCAAUGAGUUUGCAGGUGUAAAUGAAGUCGAUUACUGCCAAUACCCUGCAAGGGAGACCCAGCUGCAGUGGCUGCGCUACUACCUGCAGGCACAAAAGGGGAUGGCUGUGACCUCCAGGGAGGUGGAGAGGCUCUACGUGCAAGUCAACAAGUUUGCCCUGGCGUCUCAUUUUUUCUGGGCACUCUGGGCCCUCAUUCAGAACCAGUUCUCCACCAUCGACUUUGAUUUCCUCAGGUACGCGGUGAUCCGAUUCAACCAGUACUUCAAGGUGAAGCCUCAAGUGUUGGCCUUGGAGAUGCCAAAGUGACCAUCGUCCCCACCCCUCCCCUCCCCAUCUGCCUGGCAGGCUGUUUCUCCAGGACUCAGCUCUGCUCUGGGGUCCAUACCCUUGGACAGGGUGGGAGAGGGGACAGGUAUGUGUCCAGAGAAGACUCCACCCCUGCCACCAGCCCCCAUCCGGUGCCGCUGUGACCACAUUCUCUUGUUUGGAGGGGCUGAUGGACCCAGCUCUGGGGGUCCCCUUUACCUGACUUGGGGGAAGUGCCUGCAGCCAGCCAAGGCCCAGACCACAACCACCCCUGGGAAGCCUGGUGCUCCCAGCCCCAGGCCAGGCUGCCUUAGAUGUGUCUUUGACCUUCCUGGUUUGGGGAGGGGGGAAGGUUGGGAGGGCUCCUUUCUACCUCCAGUGCCCUGAGCCUCCAGCCCAUCUCCCCACAAGGCCCCACGUGGGAGGUGCUGAGCCCAAACCAGCAUCAUGCCAACUCUGACAGAUGGAUGUACAUACCUUGGGGGGCGGGAGGGGGGUGUCUAGAAUCGAGUUUGACAGCUCCCCAGCAGCUGCCUCGUCUGAGAUCCCUCCCUUUCUCCAAGCCGGAUCCAAUCAAAUCACCCCUUCCCAAAACUCAGUGAGGACUCCUGCUCCCCUCCUGUCAUUCCCGCUGCAGCCUGCUGGGAGGGAAGGUGAGGGCGUGGUGAUGGCUGGACAUCCAGAGCCCGGCUCUCAUUUCAUGCUGUGACUUGACAGAGGAGACAGCGCACCCCCCACCCCCGCCUUGUUCCUUCCCCUGCCCUCCAGGCCCUCAUUUCCAAGGAUCUGUCCAUGACCACCUUCUGUCCUCAAGUUGACCCAGGGGCUCCCCACUUGGGAAAGACUAGUCAAGGGGCAGGGACCAGGGACCUGCAGGGCCCGCCUGGCAUGUGAGAGCCUGGGUUGGAAGUGCUGACUGAGCCCAUUGCGCCUGACUCAAGGGCCACCACCUCCCUUUUGCCCUCAGCCCCUGGGGCCUUCAGCUUGGGCCCACAAGGUGAUUCAUUUGUAAAUUGUCUUGAUUUUCUGCAUUAAAAUGGCCAUUUCUGGACCA
Messenger RNA from Hipposideros armiger (great roundleaf bat), 2551 nucleotides. It is a transcript of the gene ETNK2, whose product is annotated as ethanolamine kinase 2. The coding region runs from base 337 to 1497 and encodes 386 amino acids. Gene Ontology annotation, cellular component: cytoplasm. The record is from RefSeq and is a predicted model, not a curated record. Lineage: Eukaryota; Metazoa; Chordata; Mammalia; Chiroptera; Hipposideridae. Gene Ontology annotation, molecular function: ethanolamine kinase activity. Gene Ontology annotation, biological process: phosphatidylethanolamine biosynthetic process. The transcript has 8 exons.